AUGGAGCUUGGAAUCGUGAAGGAGAGAUUUAGCUCUCUCGCAAAAGGGGAAAAUGUGGGAAGGUCGAGCAUUAUGAAGUCUCCGAAGACUCACCGGAAAUGUCAUAGAGGACAAGGGGUGCUUCGGAAUAGACAAAGCUCGAAGGCUGAGGGUGUCCCGCAAGGAAGCGUCCUCAGUGUCACACUAUUCAUCCUUCAUCUUAGUCAGAUUUUAAAUAUCUUGCCACCAUCUGUUCAUGGAAGUUUAUAUGUUGAUGACCUUCAAAUUUCCUGUCAAGGUAAGAACAUGUCGUUAGUUGAGCGACAGCUGAAAAAUGCAGUUAACAAGUUGGUAACGUGGUGCGAUAAUAAUGGACACACUAUAUCUGCCGAUAAAAGUCGGUGCAUCCAUUUCUGCAGGAAAAGAAAUAUUCACCUUGAUCCGAACAUUCAUAUCCGAAAUGUUCCUAUUCCUGUUUCUAAAGAAUUACGUCUUUUGGGAGUGAUUUUCGAUCACAAGCUCACCUUCCUCCCACAUGUUUUACACUUGAAGAAGAAAUGUGAACAAUCUCUGAACAUUUUAAAAGUGCUCUCCAAGACAUCGUGGGGAGCCGAUCGAACCUCCCUUCAUCGUAUUUAUGAGAUAGUCAUUCUUUAUCGUCUAGAUUAUGGAUGCAUGGUGUAUGGAUCUGCUCGCCCUAGUGUUUUAUACAGGCUGGAUAACAUCCAUCACAGCGCUGUACGAAUCUCUUCAGGUGCCUUUAGAACUUCACCAGUAGAAAGUCUGUAUAAUAUUUGUCACCAGCGACCUCUUGAUUUAAGACGGAAAAAAAUAUCUAUAUUAUAUUUUGUCCGAGUGCAGACUGUGCCGAAUCAUCCUUUGUGUAAAAUUGAUCUUCCGGCUAGUCUUCGAAGAAUUUAUGAAUCUCGACCCUAUCAUAUUCUUCCAUUUUGUGAGAGAGCCAAAAUGCUUUUGCAUGACUUGGACCUUAACAAUGUUAAUAUCAAAUCUGUUGAUUACUUUUGCAUUCCUGCUUGGGAUGUUCCACAAUUUUCAUUCUUGAAUCCAUUUUAUAAAUUUGAUAAAUCUGUGACUUCACCUGUGGUUUUCCAACAAUUAUUUUCUAGCCAUCGCUGUUUGUAUUCUUCCCACCUACCAUUUUUUACAGAUGGCUCAAAAUCGGAGGAAUAUGUUGGUUGUGGUAUUGUCACUCCGUCUCAUACUUUGAGCUAUCGGCUUCAUAAAUAUAACUCUGUGUAUACCGCUGAGUUAGUGGCCAUUUCCUGUGCUCUUCAGGAAAUAUCACCUGCUACUCAGCAUAAUGUAAUUAUUUAUACAUACAGCAUGAGCGCUUUAGAAACUCUGUCACACUACAACAAUCGAAUGCACCCCGAGGCUUUCAAAAUUUUAUACUGUUUACAAAAACUUCAGAAAAAGGGUUGUAAUAUUACCUUUUGUUGGGUGCCGAGUCAUGUAGGCAUUUCUGGCAACGAAGCGGCAGACUCUGCUGCGAAAUCUGCUUCUUCUUUUUUGACACAAGAACUUCCCUACUGUGAUAUCAAGAAAAUUCUUGUUAGCUGUCUUGAUACCACGUGGCAGGAAAAAUGGGGUAAACAAAUUCAUAAUAAAGUGCAUACCCUUAAACCUUCCAUUGAUGUCUGGCCUGUUAUUCCUGUACGACAGUUCGAUGUGAAACUGACUCGUCUCCGUAUAGGACAUACUCGCUUUACUCACCGUCAUCUUCUUUUUGGCGAAAGACCACCAGUCUGUCCUCGAUGUCAUGUUGAUUUUAGCAUUGCACAUAUUUUGGUGCAAUUGACUGUCGCGGCAAGCUUCAUUCCACCUCGGUCUAGGGAAUUUCCUCGAACGUGGGGAGUUUUUGGGGAUGGUAUUGUUCGCAGCAUCAAUUAA
Messenger RNA from Argiope bruennichi, 1890 nucleotides. RefSeq lists its product as uncharacterized. NCBI's taxonomy places the organism in Eukaryota, Metazoa, Arthropoda, Arachnida, Araneae, Araneidae. The record is from RefSeq and is a predicted model, not a curated record. Gene Ontology annotation, molecular function: RNA-DNA hybrid ribonuclease activity; nucleic acid binding. Bases 1 to 1890 code for a protein of 629 amino acids. The transcript is spliced from 3 exons.